Messenger RNA from Coregonus clupeaformis (lake whitefish), 2327 nucleotides. RefSeq names its product protein Lines homolog 1. The transcript has 3 exons. The coding region runs from base 1120 to 1689 and encodes 189 amino acids. The record is from RefSeq and is a predicted model, not a curated record. NCBI's taxonomy places the organism in Eukaryota, Metazoa, Chordata, Actinopteri, Salmoniformes, Salmonidae.
GCUAAUCGUCCUCAUGUUUUUUUUGUGAUUUAAGAGUGUAUUGUAUUGCAUAGUCAAGUAAGUUAUAUUGCAUACUAGUCAAGUAACUCUAGAAGUUCUGUGUGCAUCAGACAGUCUCACAUUAGAGGACCCAAAUCUGUCACCUGAACCUGUAAAAUCACAUUUACACACAGGCCUACCAGGCUUUAUUUAAGCAGAUUGUUCCUUAAUGAGGACAGUUCCUGACAGGUGAAUUCUUACAUUCAGUUCUCUUUUUUCCUGACUAGAAUACAGUCAACCAGAUUUGGAAAUGGAAGUGCUUGCAAGUGCUCCAGAACCCUUGCUCUGGCAACGAACUGGAUGCAUGCACAUGGUCACUUACCACUGUCUUGAAAGCAGUUUUAAAAGAAACAUCAGAAUAUAAACCUGGUAUUGAAACACAAUUCAUCCAUCAAUUGUAUCAACAUGUAUGUUUUAUUUGUCCACUAUCUCCAAAUAAGUUCUACUUGGUGCCAAAUCCUAUGUAUUUACCAUGUGUUUACAUGGUAGACCACCCAUACGUAAAAAUUUAUGCACACAUGAUGUAAGUCGCUUUGGAUAAAAGCGUCUGCUAAAUGGCAUAUUAUAUUAUUAUUAUUAUUAUAGUUAGGCCACUAAGCUGGAACGGUGUAACUACAGUGUGGCUAUGAAUGUGUUUACAUUGUAAUUGUGUUCUACCUACCUAUGCAUCUACCAUGUAAAUUCAAUGUACAUUGGUUUUAGCCACAGUGGGGAAUUAUCUUUCUUUGCCCCUCAGGGACUUUGGAGAAACUUCUUGCCACUUUCGACCCAGCUGUCACUUCUGCUUACUCCCAGCUUGUCCCUGUAGAGAGAGCGGGCCAUGGGGACUCUGCAUCAUACCCCAGUAAUAACACGGCAGACUGGGCUACAACCCUGAGUAACCUCCUAGACUUACUGGAAGUGCUCACUGCAUCCAGGUUCAAACUAAGCACCACCAGUGUCUGUUUCACGAGCUCAAGGCUCGCCCUCGUACAGGCAUCGGCGUUACUGCGGAUAGUAGACUCUCACGUCGACUACUUUGUGAAGAAGCGAGUGCUUCUGCUAUUAAAGAGGAUUCUCCUUCAGAAGGCGGGCGAGGACAUGGCUUUGGGAGAGGCGUCCUCCCUAACGCAUGGAGAUGAUCACAUGACGAGUGACAUUCUUGCGCUGGCUGAUGAUGUGUUGCGGGCGGUGCACGCUGAUUGGUUACAGUGUGUUCCGGUGGAGUCCGCGGCCAUUUUCUUUGGAGGGACGGGCCAAUUACGUGGCGGGAGCAGUGAUGAGUUCGAUCAUGUGAUGCUGAGGGCUGUUAGUCUGGUUGUGCUCAAGUCACUGGAAUACAAAAUCCAAUCCGCUGGGGGGAAAGGUGUACGUAACACCAUAGACAUCCAUGGCUAUUUGAGUGCGUUGCUGUUGUUCCUGAGCCAGCGUGGGGUCCAGCUGAAGCAGGGAUCUCACUCCUGCUGCUGGGUGUCUUUGGUGUUUGGAGAGCAGGACGACGACAUGAUGGAAGCAGCCAAGGCUUUACUACUAAUAUACCUCCAUCACAGAGUGACCUCUGACCUGGAUGCUGAUGCUGCGUGUGUCGUCGGGCGGAAACCCCCCACUGCCACUUUCUCUUCCUCCUCCGCAGCAUCUCCUUCGACCACAGCAUUCUCCUCGAUUUCCUAAUCUCAACGGAAACCUGCUUCCUCGAGUACUUUGUCCGUUAUCUAAAACACCUCCGGGACGACUGGGAAGGGGUCCGAACGGUUUGUCAGAAGAUGGAUGGGUCGGACCGGUGUAAACUGAGCUGGAAGAUUAGCCAGAAAAAUGAUAAACUAUUGGACAACCUGAGAGAGGAACUCCAACAGUCGUUGUGUGUCUCUCGUGGAAGCGUGUCUACUUCGAGCCAUCAUGGAGGAUCAGUCACCAUUGUGGACCCAGAGCCAGCUCAGUGUCUGCAGCCCAGCCUGUGUCUGCCUUCAGGGAGUGCAAACACCCUGGCCUCUCCUCCCCCUCUCCGUCUGGUGGACUACGGCAGCUCAGAGGAGUCUGAGACUGAGGACAGGGAUCUCCCAUCAGUCCUUACACAGGAUAGGCUACACAGCAACUCUGUCAUUCACACACACAACAGCCACACUUUUGAUAGGACGGUUAUGUGUCUGACAGAACUCAGAGUGGUGGUGACUAGACUACAGAGGAGGAGUCUGUUUCCUUACAAUGCCACCUCGCUCUUGAAACUGCUGACACAGAUUGAAGCGAAUAGAUGUUCUUCACGGCGUUGAACUCCGUAAUGAUGAAAUAAAGGUUACGUGGUGGUAAAUGCA